AUGAUCUCUCGCUCUCCUCCACCGGCCAGACUUCAAGCCAAGUCUGGUUCGCGCUCGGGUGGAUUCCUUGUCCUCACCGGUUGGCUGCCAUCUCCCUCUGUGCUGCUGAAUAAAACUAAUUCAUAUUAAACGGGCGGGAGAUGCCGCAUCGAUCGUCGCUUAUCACGCUCCCUCCAACUCGCGUGUUGUCUUAGCACCAAACCGACUGCGAUCGAUCAUCACCUGUGAUUCGACCGUUUCUUAGUUACUGUACUUCAUCAUCAUUGUCUCCCUUUCCUUUCCCCUCUUCCUUUUCCUUUCCCUUUUCUUCCCCCCUCUUGACAAACCCCCUUCUUCCUUAUCUUCUUACCUCCCUCCAACCAUAACGGGCCCCCAUUUCCACCCUCUUGCAGCUGCUUAGUCGAUCGUUCUGCUAUCAAUGCGACCCCGCAGCGCCGGUCGUCUCUCCGCAUUUCUGGCUUAUGACCAUUUAUACGCCUUCGGAUAACAUUCCGACCAUGCCUAACGCCGACCGGAAAAUGGCUCCCACCACAGCCCAAACUCGCAAAUCAUCCGGCUCCGAAAAUGCUCCUCGGAAAAGACGAAAGAGAACGGUGGUCAGCGGUGCGCCCGAUGAUUGUUUCACUUGUGCUCGGGAAGGGACCAAAUGCGACCGACGGCGGCCGUACUGCUCCCAGUGCCUCACUCUGGGUCGAGAAUGCUCGGGAUACAAAACCACGCUGACCUGGGGAGUCGGCGUUGCCAGUCGAGGGAAACUCCGGGGACUGUCGCUGCCCGUAACCGGGUCCCAGCCGGCCGCCAACUCGCCCAAGUCUCGUCGCUCGGGUGGCUCGCAGAAGAAGUCUACACCCUCGGAAUUCCCGACAACGUCAACCUCCCCCUCUUCCGAAGGAUUCUCCUCGAUCGCCACCCCGGCCGCGCCCUCGUCCCAGCAAGACCAACAAGCAUCGCCACGAUCGGAUGCUAUUAGCGAUACGACGGGGUCGACGGGGUUUCCCGAGACUCAGCCUUGGCCGGGUACAUCCGCCCCUUAUGUUUCGGAGAACCAGUUGUGGAGUCAACCGUACUACCAGCAAGUCGGAGCCACCCAGGAUGUAAUAAAUUCCCAUAUUCCGCCCUCGACAAUAGGCAUGCUGCCUACACAGAUACACACAGCACCGGAUGUGUCACAAUGGUCCCUGGCAUCGCAGGGUCUAGAAACGUCCGAAACGCAAGAGACCCGGGAAGAGCUGGAAAGGCAGAAGAACCGUGAAAGCCCGUCAUGGAUGAGCGCCUGCCACUCACCGUCAUUCUCCCAACUGCUGUUAGCACGCUCCGUGGGACGCACCCCGCGAAUUCAAUACCUGAUCAGUUACUACGCUGAGGUUAUUGCACCCAUGAUUGUCGCUUUCGAUAGCCCCACAAAUCCCUUUCGCACCUAUGUCCUGCGAUUGGCGCAGGAGAGCACAUCCCUUCAAGAAGCAAUCGCUACGUUGUCAACAAGCAACCUGCGCCAGCGACGUGAGCGAAGGAUGAUGUCCACCGAGAGAACUCUGCCGGCUCGGAUGUCAUCAAUGGCCCUCCGCGCAUUGACCGACGAAGGUUUAGGGGAUCAGUAUGGUGCCACCUCUCCAGUUGGAUCCGCGCAGGAGGAACAAUAUCAUCGAUGCAUGGCGGUAAAGGCAUUAAAUAUGGAACUGGCUGAUCCGCGCCAACGGCUCUCUGACUCGGUUCUCGCCACGCUUUUGAUACUUUGCCUGUUCCAUGUCUGCGACACGGGAGUUGCCCAGUUCAAAACGCAGUUCGCCGGAGUGACCAAGUUGCUGGCCAUUAGGAUGCGCGCCUCUCCUCGCGUGUCGGAAGAACUGAAGUGGUUCAUUCGAAUGUUCACAUGGUACGAUACCAUGACGGCUACGACCAACGAUCGUGAGGUGCAACUCCGUGGAACCUGCUUGGACAUUGCCAGCGUCUCUGACGGAGAAUGGGGCCUUGAGAAUCUCGCAGGUUGCGAUUCGAGCUUGUUCAAGUUGAUUGCACAGCUGGGUCGCUUGAAUAUGCUGAGUCAGAACCAGGAGUCCCACACCCCUGUGAUGCCUGAGGUGUAUGUCCCGUCGACCACGCUUCCGCCGUCAAUGGUCUAUCAUCCCUCAGACCCUUCGAUGCUUAACGCGUCUGGUGCAAAUGAACCAUAUUUAUUUCCUUUGCCAGGCCCACCCCGAUCAAAUGACCACAAUCGACCUGCCCUGUCCCCAACCUUCUGGGCCGAAUGGUUUUCGUACCGACAGAAACUGGAAUCAUGGAGCCUUCCCUCCCACCGCGCUGGAUCUCACGGUCCCUUCGAAUCCGCACCCGCACCUGCAGUCAUCACACAAGCGUACAUCUCGCCGCCGUCAUCACCAUCCUCAAACUCCACUGUGGCGCCCGAGAACAUGGAUGACGUGUACCACACCUCCGAGGCCUUCCGCCACGCCGCAAUCCUCUACACCGAGCGCCUCGCCUACCCCGACAUCCCCUCUGACCACCCGCGCAUCCAACACAUCGUCCACCGCACGAUGCGGCACAUCCUCGCCGUCAAAUCCGACGUCUACCUCCUCUGGCCCCUCUUCAUCGUCGGCUCCGAAUGCGUGCUCGAAACCCACCGCACCAUCAUCCAGCAGCGCUGCAAAGACAUCUCCAAGGACUCCGGAUUCCUGAACAACUUGUCCUGCCUAGAACUCCUCGAGAAGAUCUGGGCCGAGAACCCCGCCUCUUCCGAACUCACCAACAACCCGACAGGCACAGGCCCUGGCCCCCACCACGUCGCCUACACCGGCCCCCUGGGCGCCGUGUAUUCAACCUACCCGCAGCCCGCCGCCUCGUCGACCAGGGAACAAGGAUUCCGAUGGCACAAGGUGAUGCAGGCCAAGCGCGCCGAGGGGGAAUACGCGGUGGUAUGACACGACGCCUUUCCGGGGUGUUCUUGCACUCAGUAUAUGAAGAGUAGUACCUACGAUAUGAAACGAUACCUAUACCCACCUCAGAUCAGAAUCUCUCCUGCCCUGCACCUCUCAGAGACCCACAGUAUCUGAAUUGCAUGUAUGUACGAUGAUUACGGGCGGCUGCAUUUACAAUAUACCAUCUCAUUUGCGUUGUUUUAGUCUUUAUGCCUUUUUGUAUGUAUGUAUAUAAGAUGGGAUGGAAUUUGUGUCUUUGUUGUUUUGAUUAGG
Molecule: messenger RNA, 3185 nt
Organism: Aspergillus steynii IBT 23096
Lineage: Eukaryota; Fungi; Ascomycota; Eurotiomycetes; Eurotiales; Aspergillaceae
Product: Zn(II)2Cys6 transcription factor
Exons: 1
Coding region: 498-2915 (805 amino acids)
Biological process (GO): regulation of DNA-templated transcription
Molecular function (GO): DNA-binding transcription factor activity, RNA polymerase II-specific; zinc ion binding
Source: RefSeq, a predicted model, not a curated record